AUGGCUUCCGUAGCUUCUAUAACGCGUAUUAAAAAUUUCCAAGAUUUGCUAACAAAUUAUGGCCUAGAUACUACUGGCAUUACAAUAACCAUCGCUGAAGCCCAGAACCAAGACGACAGGGUCCAGAGUUUAGAUCUAAUUCGCAUGUCGGCAAAUAAUCCGUGGUUCGCUUUGAGCCCUCACAACCGCUGGAUUCGACCGCAGCGCACGGACCCGGGGCUUGAAACAGACCCUGACCAGACGGAUCCCAAAAUUACCCAAGACACCGACGAAGAUAUUUCAACUAGCUACGAUAAUGGCGAGUUAAGUUUGGAUACUGGGAAGCGGUCGGCAGUGGCGACGGCUCUGAACGCCGGUCGGCGUAGAAGGCGGCCGACGCCAGCGCUCGGUAAGGCAGUCACGCCGUAUGUCGGCGUCGGUGUGCUGAACGAUAUGGGUUCAUUCUUCGACUCCUUGCGGGACAAUUUAGAAGCUCUGGCGUCGCUGUCGCCUCAGCAGCGGACGAAUCUAUUCCAUGAACCUCCGCACGUUCUCCAGGCGCCUUCUACCAGUAUGAGCGGCGGAGGGAGCGGGAUAAGGAGACUGCACGCGUUACGUCCACUUAAACCUACCGCUAACAUCAGAUCUUACAACCGCAGAUCGUUCGUGGAGGCUGACGCAGGGUAUCCCAUGGCGAAUAAUCACGAUCCAGGACUGCUGUGGACCGGACUGGGCCGCCGGUAG
This is a messenger RNA of Parnassius mnemosyne (clouded apollo), 723 nucleotides long. The record is from the annotation of a GenBank genome assembly. NCBI's taxonomy places the organism in Eukaryota, Metazoa, Arthropoda, Insecta, Lepidoptera, Papilionidae.